CCCAGCUCCAUCCCCAGCCUGCUGCCAGCCGGGACUCCCAGCCCUGCUGCUCCGUCCCCGCGCCCCUGCUGACUCCCUGCGGACCAGCUCGGCUCCAUCUCCUCCUCCUCCUCCUCCUCCUCCUCCUCCUCACCGAGCUCUAAUCCCCGCAGACUCGGAGCUGAGCGCCGGCAGCCAACAGGAGUUGCUUUGUCUGUGCUGACUCGGCAUCCCCUGCUUCCACUCUGGAGGAGAUGGGGCGCAAGGAAGAGGAUGGCAGCGGCUCCUGGAAGAAGCAGACCAGCAACAUCCGCAAAACCUUCAUCUUCAUGGAGGCCCUGGGAUCAGGAGCCUUCUCAGAAGUUUUCCUGGUGAAGCAGAAAAGCACUGGCAAGCUCUUCGCUCUGAAAUGCAUCAAGAAGUCUCCUCUCAACAGGGACAGCAGCUUGGAGAAUGAAAUAGCAGUGCUGAAAAAAAUAAAGCACGAAAACAUCGUGACUUUAGAAGAUAUUUAUGAGAGCACAACCCACUUCUACCUGGUGAUGCAGCUGGUGUCUGGGGGAGAGCUGUUCGACAGGAUCUUGGAGCGGGGCGUUUACACGGAGAAGGACGCGAGCCUGGUGAUCCACCAGGUGCUGACAGCCGUGAAAUACCUGCACGAGAACGGCAUCGUGCACCGGGACCUGAAGCCUGAGAACCUCCUGUACCUCACCCCCGAGGAGAACUCCAAAAUCAUGAUCACGGAUUUUGGCUUGUCGAAAAUGGAGCAGAACGGGAUCAUGUCCACGGCCUGUGGGACUCCAGGAUAUGUGGCCCCCGAAGUGCUGGCCCAGAAGCCCUACAGCAAAGCCGUGGACUGCUGGUCCAUCGGGGUCAUCACCUACAUCCUGCUCUGCGGGUACCCUCCUUUCUAUGAAGAGACUGAAUCCAAACUCUUUGAAAAGAUUAAGGAAGGCUACUACGAGUUCGAGUCUCCGUUCUGGGACGAUAUCUCCGAGUCAGCCAAGGACUUCAUCCGACAUUUGCUGGAGAAGAACCCGAGCGCCAGGUUCACGUGCGAGGAGGCCCUGCGGCACCCGUGGAUUAAUGGAAAUACAGCCCUUCACCGUGACAUCUACCCAUCUGUCAGUGCUCAGAUCCAGAAAAACUUUGCAAAGAGCAAAUGGAGGCAAGCCUUCAACGCCGCGGCCGUCGUGCACCACAUGAAGAAGAUGCACAUGAGCGGCCACGGGGCAGCUGAGGGCUCUGUCCCUGCCCCAGAGAGCUCAGAGCCCCCCAGGGCCAGCAGCCCCACGGGGACCCCCCCGCCAGCAGCGCCGGGGGGGGGGGGGGGCCCCCCCGCCAGCAGCGCCAAGCGAUGA
Messenger RNA from Ficedula albicollis (Collared flycatcher), 1340 nucleotides. It is a transcript of the gene CAMK1G, whose product is annotated as calcium/calmodulin dependent protein kinase IG. The record is from RefSeq and is a predicted model, not a curated record. Gene Ontology annotation, molecular function: ATP binding; calmodulin binding; calcium/calmodulin-dependent protein kinase activity. Bases 234 to 1340 code for a protein of 368 amino acids. Gene Ontology annotation, cellular component: intracellular anatomical structure. Lineage: Eukaryota; Metazoa; Chordata; Aves; Passeriformes; Muscicapidae. The transcript is spliced from 11 exons. Gene Ontology annotation, biological process: peptidyl-serine phosphorylation.